Molecule: messenger RNA, 927 nt
Organism: Spodoptera littoralis (African cotton leafworm)
Lineage: Eukaryota; Metazoa; Arthropoda; Insecta; Lepidoptera; Noctuidae
Source: the annotation of a GenBank genome assembly
AUGGAGCUUCUGUGCGCGGAGCGCGUGAGUCCCGAUAGCGGCGAUGUGGGCCGGGCACCGCCGGCGGUGCGAGCCCACCGGGCCGCCGCGCCGGACCCGGUGCUGCUGCGGCGCCGCGUGCUCGACAACCUGCUGCGGACCGAGGAGCGCUACGCCGUCACCGCCAACUACUUUGGCACCGUGCAGACCGAGGUCACGCCGCACAUGCGCCGCCUUGUCGCCGAGUGGAUGCUAGAGGUGUGUGAAGACCAGGGAUGCCAGGAGGAGGUGUUUCCACUGGCGAUAUCUUACUUGGAUCGGUUCCUGAGCACGUGCGCCGUGAGCAAGAGCCAAGUCCAAUUGCUGGGCACGGCGUGCCUACUGCUGGCGUCCAAGCUGCGCGAGCCCGGUUCCCGCGCGCUGCCUGCUGAGCUGCUCGUCUUCUACACUGCCAACAGCAUCACACUGGCCGACUUAUGUAGUUGGGAACUGCUGGUGCUGUCGAAGCUAAAGUGGGACGUCGCGGGAGUGACAGCUCACGACUUCCUGCCGCUUCUGCUCUCGCGGCUACCACUGCGUGGCCUCGUCAACACCGAAAUGGUGCACAGACACGCGCAGACUUUCAUCUCGCUAGCUGCUAGAGACUACGAGUUCACGCUGUACUCGGCGAGCACACUGGCGUCGUGCAGCAUCGCGGCGGCAUUGCGCGGCCUCGGCCUCGACGGCCAUCUGCCGCGGCUGCAUGAACUCACGCGCAUUGAUUUGGACUGUCUCCAAACAUGCCUGGAGCAGAUAGAGGAGAUGGUGCAGCACAUGAUCGAGGAGGGCAGCACGGGGAACCCAAACGGGCAGGCACGCGAGGCCGCGGCCUGGACGCCGCCGCCGACGCAGGACAAGAGCCACAGUAACGCCGCCACGCCCACGGACGUGCGCGACGUGCACUUCUGA